Messenger RNA from Orbicella faveolata, 4589 nucleotides. RefSeq lists its product as uncharacterized. Lineage: Eukaryota; Metazoa; Cnidaria; Anthozoa; Scleractinia; Merulinidae. The record is from RefSeq and is a predicted model, not a curated record.
GUUGCCGUGUUUUAGGGUUUCGUUGCGUUCGUGGAUAGUUUAAGCUUGGUUUCAGCGAGGACUUAAUUUCACAUCACACUGACACACAAAGUUGAAAACUCUUUUUUGUGAAAGACGCGAAGUUUAAAGGGUACACCACUAGAAGUGGAGACGGAGUAGGGCGAGAUUCGAUUAAUUGACGUGCUUGAGGGAAUUAUAUCUUUUCAACUAACAAUUUCUAAAACAAAACUGACUCAAAGCGAUGGCUGGAUUGUCGACAGCCCUGAUUUUCCUCACGAUGGCAAUCACAGGCUACAGCAUGGCCGAGUUCAUUACAAUUGAGCGUGAUAGUGCCUUGGUACAUGUUGAUUUUCUCUUACCAGAUUCUCAUUGCCCUGGGAACCAGCCACAAUGCGGCAAUUUCAACGGUACUUCGCUUUCAAUAUGUUGGUGUUUUUGCCACGAUCAACAAGGCAAAACUACUACUUUUUACGAGUCAAGUUAUGGCUGCCUUCCAGUCAGCGAUGUUCGACAGCAGGCAGGCUGCCUGAUGCUCUUUACAGGCGAGUCAGUGGACCAACGUUUGGUGUUUUUUCCAUCUGAUUCUGUUCUGGAACAAACUGUAGACGUUCCUGCCAACCAGAGGUGCACCUUCUAUUAUGGAAAUCGAUUCUAUGUGCAAUAUCUGGAUUGUACUGGUUCCUGGAGGUCAAUAGAAUCACCAAAUCUGCUUGACACUAUAGAGCUGACACCCGGUUGGUCCUCAAGUCAGCUGAAGAUUAGGAUCAAAGCCGGUACAACACUAUUUCAGAACGUAACUGCUGGUCGUCUCGUUAGAGUUGCAAUACAAUGUCGAAGUGACACUUCUAACGUUCAGUUGACAAGCUCAUGUGUUGUGUUCCAGGUCCAUGGAAAAAUUGACUGUCCGUACCCUAGGCCGACUCUAGCACCAGCAUUAAACGCAGCGACCUUGCCAACACCGGUAGCGGAAAGAUUAGAUGCAACAGGGACUCUUCCCCCGGUGACCACGCCGGCGAAAAAACCAACGACGACCCCGUCUACUGAAGAGGGGGCAACCGAGGUUGAAGCAACUCAACCUCCCAAUGAAGGCGGAACGACCCCGCCCACUAAAGGAGCGACGGGUGAUGGUACGGGUACCGGAGAGGGCGCCGAGACAGGGAAAAGACAGGAAAGUCAGAAGAACACAUUCAUUAUUGCCGGAUCGGUGGCUGGAGGCAUUUUGUUGAUUGCCUUGAUACUGCUCAUCUUAUGGCGCUGCAACACUCCUAAAAAACGACCCAACCAACAUCGCCGUCUAGAAGGGUCAAUUUCCAGUCCAGUAUCCCACAUGAGUCGUAACUCAAUACCAGUCUACACAGACGCUUCCUAUUUGACUCCUAUGGGGACUUUCACCGAGAGGACGAGGAGCAUGGACAACCCAGCCUAUCGAAGGAGCUCGGAUGGAAUAAUUCUAUCGGGUUCGGACAUCAAACGAGGAUCUAUCUAUUCCGAUCGUUUUCCCACAAACGCUCCGCCCAGACCUCCUGCAGGUUCAAAGCGAGGCAGUCUAAAUGGUCAAGUGAAUCCAGCUCUGUCGCUGAGAGAGGAAUUUGUGACAAUGAAUCCAUUGUACGAAGGGCAAGUGGUAGACCACAAGGAUCUUGAACGGCUUAACUGCAGCGACUUUGGAGUUAGCCCCGAUCAGGUUGUUCUGGACACACGUAAGGAUCCAGAAGAAUUCAACGAUAGCACCUACGAUUGUCCUGAGGAAAUACUGAACUCUCAGCCCAGGGCCUCGCCGAUCCCCAUGUAUUAUGUGCUCGAUGAGCCCUAUCCGGACAGCAUCACGAACACCUUUGGGACCACCACUAGAGGGCGCCCAGAUGGGCACGUAUAUGAUGAGCCCGAGGCUGAUCUUAGCAGGAGAAGGGCCUACGUUGUUGUGGACAAUCCCAGAGGUAUACUUUACUCCCACGAAUAUGACGAGCCACCUCGCGACGAGGAACUGCUGAGUAUUCGCAGGCUCAACUCUCCAAGUCACGGCAUUUUAAAGGGUGGAACAGGAUCGCCAAACAACACCAGAUAUUACCUUCCAGAUGACCCAAAACAUGUGCAGGUUAUUUAAUCGAUGGAUGCAGCUUUCUCUCGUCCAACAGACCUGGAGCAGAUGGAGAAUCUUUCUAAUUGUUAGCCGCGCGCAAGGGCCUUAAUGUGCAGGAGACACCAAGGAUCAGGGAGACUAAUUAUAAUUUUUUAAUCGAAUCCCGUCAAAUUUCGCUUACUCCCCUCCUCUCUACUCCACAUCAAAAGUCCUGCGAAGCUGAGCAUAAAAAAGUAUCCGAAAACAGCCCUCCUCCGUCCUUUUUAGAGUUUCAUUACCCUAUACAGUUUUUUCCUUUUCAUUUCUCUUUUCAUUUUACAGAACUCGCUUAAUUCGUGUUCCAUGUUGAUGUUGCAGUAUUUAACUGUUUUUAAAGUCAAACCUAAGAGGUUUCAAACGGAAAGCUCGAAUACCCUCCGAUAAUCCUGCAUAUAUGUCAAUUGUAGAUUGCAGACUACAUUAAGGCCUAAAUCAUAGCGCUUUGGUUAGUCAGAAUAUCCUUAGAGUCGCCUAUUUACGGUUCGUUAUCCCUCGGUAAUGGAAAUAGGAAUACGAUAUUUGUUAAAACAUCUGCAGUUUGUAGUCUGCGGUCUGCAGUGUGCAAAUGUCGCAAAAUACGUCGAUAAACCUCCCCCACCACAUAAACAAGCACACCAAGGUGUUUGAACAAGAAAUACAAUGUAAGCUCAGAGGUUAAUAUAGGAAUUUUAUGGUAUUUUAUUAUAUGACGCAAAGGCUUCCCUCCAAGGGAAUAGGGGAGGAGGUGGGGUUUAAGGGACCUGAUCAAGCUAAUUUAAAACAUCAUUUAGCUCUAGCUGUGGGUUUGCUCCCUUCCUCUCUCCCUGCCUCCUCUCCCGCGAUAUUAAAGUUUUAUAUUACUUGUAUCUUAACGAAAGUGUGUAGCAUUGAAUAUACUCGUAUCGAUGGUCUAAAGGCAAACAGGACUUUGACUUUUGACCAUGAACACCAAAUAGAUUUUGUCCCCACGCGGGAUCGUACAGGCGUGUCAUUCACAUGGGACCUGCUAUCCGCACUCCCUAUCAUAUCCGAACCCUUCAGUGCAUUAUGCGCCUGUUCAACUGGUAGAAACAGCUGACCAGUUCCAUGUAAACAGAUAAACAUUCCCGAGUUUCCCGAGACCUGACCAGGCCUGGACUGACCCAGGUAUGAAAUGGAACCAUUUGGGACCCACGGUCCUGUGCGAAGAGAGCCAAAGUUCCAUGGUGUGUCUAUCUCUAAAACUGUAGUGUUCAGCAUGACGCGCAACAAUAUUUCGUUCUUUCACAGGCAACUCAUAUUGGAGUAUAAUUGUUAUCUUGUGUUCAUUCGCACCUAGUCCUUACUCAAACCCGUCAAAUAUCUAGAAAUUAUCAGGGGCACCCAAAGGACCGUUUCGGUAAAUCAUAUGUUCGUAAGACCUUCAAUCCCCUCCCAUUUUCUUUUAAGAGGUCUUUAGAGAAUUGUCACCUCGAACUUUUCAGAUUGAUAAAAAUAUCAUUUUGGGUAUCAAAAAGAGGUCAGCUCAGAUUAUAAGAAAGGUAACAAGACCCUAAGGUUUCGGAAAAUGGACAAAAAAACAAAAACCCUAAUAAAUUGGAGAAGAAUAACCAAAGAGAACAAAAAGUUAUAGUGCAGCGCUUAAUCAACCUAAGAGCUUUAAAAGCAACCCAGAUACCCUAAAACAGGGUUUUAAAGAAUUUGAGAGAAAAGCUUCAUUGCGUGCCCCUGAAUUAUUGAAGACGGAAUGAACAACAAGCAGUGUUAUGAUACAUUUACAUUGUUACAAUAAGUUACAUUGAAGUGUUAGUUAUUUGAUGAUUUUACAAAGAAAAAUAAACACUAUUGUUUCACAAACAUGAAUUCGAAAGUGAUGCCAAGACAGGUUUUUAAAUGGCUUUAUCUAGAAAUACCACACCAUUCUGAAAAAGACCUCUCAAAAACGUCUUCUCUACAAAAAGUUAUCCCUCCCCCCAAGAAAAUAAAUAAGCUGCGCCAAAAAAGGAAAAUAUGAAAACAUGAGGUAAAGUGUGUGUACAACACAAGUGGCCCAUCAGGCUGGCACUUAUCCCUAGUUUUGGUAGCAUGAAACACCCUGGAGUAUUUCUACAUCCCUCUGGAUGGGAUGCUAGUCAAUAUUAUUGUAGGGUUACCCCCAGCACAACCAUUUAUACAACUGGGUGGACAUAGGCACUGUGAGAGUCAUGCAGUGUCUUGCUCAGGAACACAACAUAAUGGAACAGGAGGGGCAGUUUUUCUCUUCUUGGGAUUAAUAUUUGAAGAGUGUAAAGCAUCAUUAGUGCUCACUGUUCAGUUUGAGUUCCAUUAUUUUCGUAUAAUGAAGUGAAUACAAGUACCUCCAUUGCGGUAACUCCCCCCUCCCUUACAGCAUUUUUCAUUUGGCAAGUGUAAGUAGAAGUUUUCACUGAAGUAGUAUCUAAACAAAGAGGGUCUCCAGAGAGUGUUUGGGAAAAGGGGAACAUUGUUAUUCAUUUCAGAUUUAAGGAACAAA